AUGAACAGCAGAAUAAGAAUAGACUGUUCUUUAUCUAUCUAUCUAUCUAUCUAUCUAUCUAUCUAUCUAUCUUUCUAUAUAUCUAUCUCAUCUAUUCUUUAUCUACCUAUGUAUCUCAGUCUGUUUUCUAUCUAUCUAUCUAUCUAUCUAUCUAUCUAUCUAUCUAUCUAUCUAUCUCUGUUCUUUAUCUAUCUCAAACUGUUCAUUAUCUAUCUCUCUAUCUCAAACUGUUCAUUAUCUAUCUCUCUAUCUCAGUUUGUUCUCUAUCUAUCUAACUUUCUAUCUAUCUCAGUCUAUUCUUUAUCUUUCUUUCUAUCUAUCUAUCACAGUCUGCUCUUUAUCUAUCUAUCUAUCUAUCUAUCUAUCUAUCUAUCUAAGUCUGUUCUUUAUCAAUCUCAGUCUAUUUUUUAUCUAUCUAUCUAUCUAUCUAUCUAUCUAUCUAUCUAUCUAUCUUCUGUUCAUUAUUCCAAUCUGUUCAUCUCUCGUUUUCUCACUAUCUAUCUAUCUAUCUAUCUAUCUAUCUAUCUAUCUAUCUUCUUCCUUAUCUAUCUACUCAUCUAUGUCUUGGUAUCGUUUGUCUCAAUGAGAGAUUUGCGCAUGCGCUCGUCUUCUCAUUCCCGUCUCGUGACCGUUCCUCUUCUCUGUUUCUUCUUCUUCUUCUUCUUCUUCUUCUUCUUCUUCUUCUUCUUCUUCUUCUUCAGCUGCCGCAUCAACUUCUCCCUCAUUCUCAUUCUCACUAUCCGGUUUCAUCCCUGUUAUUUUUCUUCCUUUUCUUUUUCUUCCAUUUUAAUCUCUCCAAACUUACUUUUCACAUUUCCUCACUCCUUUUCUCUUUUUUUUCCUCCUUCUUCGUCUUCAACCUUUCUCUCUCAUUCUCUCUAUAUAUAUAUUUUACGGUUCCUCUCUUUUUACAGUUACUUUCAGUCUUCCUCUUUUCUCUAG
Molecule: messenger RNA, 942 nt
Organism: Acanthosepion pharaonis
Lineage: Eukaryota; Metazoa; Mollusca; Cephalopoda; Sepiida; Sepiidae
Source: the annotation of a GenBank genome assembly